UUCUUAUUCUAAAACCUUAACAAAGGUCAAGGAUUUUAUGGAAAAUAAAAAGAUUACAACAUGUAACGUUACUGUAUGUGACGUGUGACAGUCUCCAUGACAACAGGUGUACACAAACUAAUCCUGCAGGAGCAGAUCAAUGAUGAGCGGUGCUGAUCAAAUCACAAGAAAUGCCCAUUAAAAAAGGAAAGAAGGGAAAGAAAGCGAAGGGAAAAGGAAAGAAAGAUGGCAAGCAAGAGUCAAAACGUGCUAAGGAGUCUGAUACAGAGAGGGCUAAAGCAAACGCGGCCCUGUGGGAGGCCAGGUGUGAUCUGACGGAGAGCUCGCGCGUGGAGUACCGAGAAGCGGCGCGGAGACUGAGCAAAACCAACCAGCAGCUCACUGAUCUACAGCACAACACCGAGAACAACAGCAUCGAGAUCGUCGCUGUUCUGAGGAACAAAGACCUGCAAAACGAGGAGAAGAUAAUGGCACUGGAACAACAAAUACAGCUUGAGAAAACAAGGGCUUUUCAGGAAAAGGAGAAUCUGGCCGCUCAGUACACGCUAAAGAUCAAUGAGCUGGAGGAGAAGUUUAAGAAGAGAUCUAGCGAGUUCGACAUGAUUCAAGAAGAGCUUAAGAUCAUCAAUGACUUCCUUAAGAAAAAGCCUCAAAUGGAGCAAGAACUCAAAAAUAUGAAAGAAACUAUGGACAAUGCAGAUCUAGAACACAAGAAAACACUUGCAAGAAUGGAGCAAAAGUUCUUCAGUAAUAAGGUUCAUCUAGAGAAGGAAGCUGAGCAAACGAUUGCUAUGCUUGCAGAAAGAGCUCACAAUGAAUCCAUCAUACAGCUGGACAACGCAUCUCGCUCAAUGUUCAAGGAGAAUGUGCGUCUAAAUAAGGGAUUGGGUUACCACAUCAAAGAGGUGGAGGAUCUGCGGAAGAGAAAUGCAGCGCUGGCAGAAGAGAACAACAUCCUUAGUUUGCAUAAGGAGAUGAGUCAGGACACCUCAAAUGACACCAUAUCUAAGCUUGCAGCCCAGCGGACCACAGUUUCUGAGCUGAGGGCAAAGGUGUUCACACUGGAGCAGGCCCUGGCCAUCAUGGUGGCUGAGUUUGAGUUGGAGAUGUCUGAUAUCAAGCAGCGUGCUGCAGUCAGGUCUCAGGCUGGCGGUGUAGAGCUGGACAAACUGCAGAAGCUUCUGAGCGUACGGGACAGGGAACUGAGCCGAGUGAAGAGAAUAGCCCGCAGUGUAGUGGAGCAACGCUCAGACAUGGAGGUCCUCUUCCAUGAGGCUUUGAACCACAUGAAACAGGAGAUGCUAAUGCACAGACAGGAAGCAGAAAUGAAUCGUAGCAAACGGAUGGAUGAGUUCCUAACAGGCAGAACGGAGAACGCUCACAUUCACACCAUUAACAGAACACCCCACAGCACUUCCAGUGCUUUAGAUGAGGCUGAAAAAGGCAAUCUGAAGAAAGCCAAAGUGAACAUAUCAGAGAUGACCUGGGAGCAAAGAGAGAGAGUUCUUAGACUGCUCUUUGCUAAAAUGAAUAGCUUGAAAUCGAAUCUUUUCCACAGGAAUGAAGAGGAGGAAUCCCAUGCAACUUUUUUAACCCAAGCACCAGUUUCUAGUUUGAGCUCCAGUGGAAACUCCAGUGCUCUGCCAGACCUGUAGAUCAUCUGACCUCAUCACAGAUAAGAGAGCUAAAAAAGUUUAAUAUUGCAUCAGCUAUGAACUACCAGGAAGUGUUCAUGAGUGUCUAAACUACAACUUAAAAGAAACAACAAUAUUUUUUGACAUGGCAUUGAAGAUUAGAUAUGAGGGAAACUGAGUGAAAUAAUAUUCAAGAAAGACUCAAAUUGUCUCGGCAUAAAUCCACCCACAAUAUAUUGCAAACAAACAAUUAAAACAGUAUUUAAUACAAAAAAAAUUGGCCAUAACUUUAACCUUUCUUAUUUAUGUCUUCUGAUCUAUUUUUAUAGCUGAAUUGUGUCAUAGACAUUGAAAUACAGCAUAACUAAAUGUAACUAAAAUAACUAAGUAACCUAAGAAAUGAUGUAUUUUUGAAAUUAAGCGAAUGAAAAUGUACUGUAUUAGUUAUUUUGCCUACAAAACAAAUGUGAAAGUCAAUGUUGUUUUUAGACAUUUUUAUGUUGUAUUUGCAAACAUUUAGCCUAUACUGUAAAGAUACUGCAUUUUUUGCCAUUAUAAAGCAUUCAACAUAA
Molecule: messenger RNA, 2206 nt
Organism: Cyprinus carpio (common carp)
Lineage: Eukaryota; Metazoa; Chordata; Actinopteri; Cypriniformes; Cyprinidae
Product: basal body-orientation factor 1-like
Source: RefSeq, a predicted model, not a curated record